This is a messenger RNA of Ornithorhynchus anatinus (platypus), 678 nucleotides long. Its product is annotated as renalase-like. Gene Ontology annotation, cellular component: extracellular region. Bases 1 to 678 code for a protein of 225 amino acids. The record is from RefSeq and is a predicted model, not a curated record. The transcript is spliced from 3 exons. Gene Ontology annotation, molecular function: oxidoreductase activity, acting on NAD(P)H. NCBI's taxonomy places the organism in Eukaryota, Metazoa, Chordata, Mammalia, Monotremata, Ornithorhynchidae.
AUGGCGCGGGUGCUGGUGGUGGGCGCGGGGCCGAUGGGCGGGCUGCCGUCCGCUCUGCUCGGGAGGCGGCCCCCCGGCCCGAGCCCCAGACGAGUGGUCGUGUGGGACCAGGCCCGGGGCCCAGGAGGAAGAAUGGCUACGUCCCGAAGCCCGUACAACUCCCGCUGCACGGCAGACCUGGGGGCUCAGUACCUCACUUUCACCCCUCAGUACUCUGAGAGACAUCCAAGUUUCUAUGAUGAGCUGUUAGCUAAUAGGGUUUUGAAGCCCCUGACAUCCUCUGUAGAAGGAAUGGUGGUGAAAGAAGGAGAAUGCAACUUUUUGGCACCUCAAGGAGUCUCCUCAAUUGUCAAGUAUUUUUUAAGAGAAUCAGGGGUGGAUAUCUUCUAUGAACACCGGGUAACCAAGGUCUUCCUCAGAAGUGGCAAAUGGGAGGUUCACAGAGAAACGGGACCUGCGGAGGAGUUGGACAUCGUCAUCCUCACGAUACCAGUUCUGCAAAUCCUUCAGCUUCAAGGUGACAUUGUGAACACUGAGGAGACCGAGUCGCAGAGAAGAGAGUUUGCAAAACUCUAUGGAUACACGUACCAGAACGACUUUGUAGGAGGAGAUGGGAUGUUCAGAAGAGGGUGCAUCCAUGGAGUCGCUAUGGGUCGGAAACGACUAGACGGCACCUGA